Phascolarctos cinereus (koala) is the source of this 8668-nucleotide messenger RNA. Lineage: Eukaryota; Metazoa; Chordata; Mammalia; Diprotodontia; Phascolarctidae. The record is from RefSeq and is a predicted model, not a curated record.
CCUUUUAUUUUUUUUGCCUUGUACCAAGCUCCUUAGCCUCAUUGGGGUGGAGGAGGAGAGAAGAAACCAGCUUAGCAGCGGCAGCACCGUCGCCACCACCAAAUAAUGCAGUAAGAACCGCGCCGGGGCUGAUGAGAUUAAAAGUAGCCCCCCCUCCCCGCGGAACCCACUCCCCCUUCCCCGCGACUAGCCGCGGACCCCCGGGAAUGGACUGCUGAAUUAUGAAGUAUUCUAGAGCCAAUAGCAUAGUAUUGCUGCGCUACUCAAUACUUUAUCUCCUGCUAGUUAUUUAAAUUGGACUUUUAAUAUCCUCCCAGCUGCUCUUGAGACACACAUGGUGCAUUGUUGCCAUUCCCCAGAUUGCAUCUUUGAAACCAAGGCUUCAGUAACCUUUGUCAAACAAAGAGGCAGCCUCCAGGAAGCCUUCCUAGUGGGGGAUUCAGCCUGACUGCCCUCUAGCUUCUCUGGCUUGGGCUGUAUUUGAAUUCCACCAUGGAGUACCGAAUGGAGUCUUGCUUGGCACAGGUGUUGCAGAAAGAUGUGGGGAAACGACUACAAGUGGGCCAAGAACUAAUAGACUAUUUCUCAGACAAGCAGAAGUCUGCCGAUCUUGAACAUGAUCAGACCAUGUUAGAUAAGCUUGUGGAUGGACUUGCCACUUCUUGGGUGAACUCUAGUAAUUAUAAGGUCGCGCUUCUGGGGAUGGACAUCUUGUCGGCCCUGGUGUCUCGGCUGCAGGAUCGGUUUAAAGCACAAAUCGGCACAGUGCUACCCAGUCUAAUUGACAGGUUGGGCGAUGCUAAAGAUUCGGUGAGAGAGCAAGACCAGACUCUGCUGCUGAAGAUGAUGGAACAAGCUGCCAACCCUCAGUAUGUGUGGGACAGAAUGUUAGGAGGUUUCAAACACAAGAAUUUCCGCACCAGGGAAGGUGUUUGUCUCUGCCUUAUUGCAACACUGAAUGCCUCUGGAGCCCAUACUUUAACGCUAAGUAAGAUUGUGCCACAUAUAUGUAAUUUGCUUGGAGAUCCAAAUGGCCAGGUUCGAGACUCAGCAAUAAACAGCUUAGUGGAAAUUUACAGACAUGUAGGAGAACGUGUGAGGGCAGAUCUCAGUAAAAAAGGAUUGCCACAGUCUCGGCUAAAUGUAAUUUUUACAAAAUUUGAUGACGUCCAAAGAUCUGGUAACAUGAUACAGUCUGCAAGUGAUAAGAAUUUUGAUGAUGAAGACUCUGUGGAUGGGAACAGGCCUCCUUCAGCCAGCUCUUCUACAUCUUCAAAGGCCCCCCCAAGCUCACGAAGAAACAUUGCAAUGGGAACCACUCGCCGCAUUGGACCGGUUGCCGUAGGAUCUAAGUCUUCUGCUGCAAAAGAAGGAGCUGGUGCUGUUGAUGAAGAGGACUUUAUUAAAGCAUUUGAUGAUGUACCAGUAGUACAGAUUUAUUCUAGUCGAGAUCUUGAAGAAUCCAUAAAUAAAAUUAGAGAAAUCCUAUCUGAUGACAAACAUGACUGGGAACAGAGAGUAACAGCUCUGAAAAAGAUUCGAUCAUUACUUUUGGCUGGAGCUGCUGAAUAUGAUAAUUUCUUUCAACAUUUGCGUCUUUUGGAUGGAGCAUUUAAAUUAUCUGCUAAAGACCUUCGGUCUCAAGUUGUACGAGAAGCUUGUAUCACGCUGGGGCAUCUGUCGUCAGUCCUUGGAAACAAGUUUGAUCAUGGAGCUGAAGCCAUCAUGCCAACCAUCUUUAAUUUAAUCCCAAACAGUGCCAAAAUCAUGGCCACAUCUGGUGUUGUAGCUGUUAGAUUAAUUAUUCGACAUACACACAUCCCUAGGCUAAUACCUGUUAUAACUAGCAACUGUACAUCCAAAUCUGUCGCAGUUAGAAGGCGCUGUUUUGAAUUUUUAGAUUUGCUUUUGCAAGAAUGGCAAACGCAUUCACUAGAAAGACAUAUAUCAGUAUUAGCAGAAACAAUAAAGAAAGGAAUACAUGAUGCUGAUUCUGAAGCAAGGAUAGAAGCAAGAAAAUGUUAUUGGGGUUUCCACAAUCACUUCAGUAGAGAAGCAGAACAUUUAUACCAUACAUUAGAGUCGUCUUAUCAGAAAGCUCUGCAGUCACAUCUAAAGAACUCGGACAGCAUCGUGUCUUUGCCUCAAUCGGAUCGUUCCUCUUCUAGUUCUCAAGAGAGCCUAAACCGUCCACUGUCUGCCAAAAGAAGCCCAACUGGAAGUUCCACAUCUCGAGCUUCUACAGUUAGUACCAAAUCUGUUUCAACAACUGGAUCCCUGCAGCGGUCUCGCAGUGACAUUGAUGUGAAUGCAGCAGCCAGUGCCAAAUCAAAAGUCUCAGCAGCUGGCUCCACCCCUUUCAGUUCAGCAGCUGCCUUGCCUCCAGGAUCAUAUGCAUCAUUAGAGUCCAGACACAUCAGGGAGGACUUGGAGUACAUAGGCCUUGAACCAGAUGGUACUACCACUAAAUCUGAGGGCCGGAUACGCACGCGACGACAGAGCUCCGGGAGUGCGGUCAGUGUCACCACCACCCCUGAUAACCGUGGCCGCAGCAGAGCUAAAGUGGUUUCACAGUCCCAGCGAUCCAGAUCUGCUAAUCCUGCUGGUGCUGGCAGCCGAUCAAGCUCCCCAGGAAAACUGUUGGGAACUUAUGGUGGACUCACAGGAGGAUCUGCCAGGGGUACCCCUGUGCCCUCAUCCUCAGAUAAACGGAGCAAGAUCCCGAGGAGUCAGGGAUGUAGUCGAGAAACAAGUCCUAGCCGCUUGGGGGGACAAGCACGGAGCAGCCGUAUCCCUCGACCCAGCAUGAGUCAGGGGUGCAGCCGCGAUACCAGCCGUGAGAGCAGCCGAGAUACAAGCCCUGCUCGGGGCUUCCCUCCACUGGCCUCUCGACGUCAUUCCAGGUCCACUAGUGCUCUCUCCACUGCUGAAUCUGUUGGGCAGUCAGAUCGGUUUGGGCUUGGGCAACCGGGAAGGAUACCUGGUUCUGUCAAUGCUAUGCGAGUUCUAAGUACAAGCACAGAUCUGGAAGCAGCUGUAGCUGAUGCCCUGCUAUUAGGAGACUCCAGGAGCAAGAAAAAGCCAGUGAGGAGAAGAUAUGAACCAUAUGGGAUGUAUUCUGAUGAUGAUGCUAACAGUGAUGCGUCAAGUGUUUGUUCUGAGCGUUCUUAUGGCUCCAGAAAUGGUGGGAUUCCUCACUACCUACGACAAACAGAAGAUGUAGCAGAGGUUCUAAACCACUGUGCUAGUUCAAACUGGUCUGAAAGAAAAGAAGGACUUCUUGGACUGCAGAACUUACUGAAGAGCCAAAGAACACUAAGUCGAGUUGAAUUAAAAAGACUAUGUGAGAUCUUCACUCGAAUGUUUGCUGACCCUCAUAGCAAGAGAGUUUUCAGUAUGUUCCUAGAGACUCUAGUGGACUUUAUAAUAAUCCAUAAAGAUGAUUUGCAAGACUGGCUUUUUGUUCUUCUGACACAAUUACUUAAGAAAAUGGGAGCAGAUUUACUUGGAUCUGUACAAGCAAAGGUGCAGAAGGCUCUAGAUGUAACAAGGGAUUCUUUUCCAUUUGAUCAGCAGUUUAACAUUUUGAUGAGAUUCAUUGUGGAUCAGACACAAACACCAAACCUUAAGGUCAAGGUUGCAAUUCUGAAAUACAUUGAGUCUUUGGCCAGGCAGAUGGAUCCAACAGACUUUGUAAACUCUAGUGAGACAAGACUUGCUGUUUCAAGAAUUAUAACCUGGACAACAGAACCAAAGAGUUCAGAUGUGAGAAAGCCUCAGCUACAGCAUAGUCGGGUAGGUGAGGAUUUCCCAGCUAGGUCAGCUUCAACCUCUGGGCCUGGAGAAGGAAACUUGGAAGAAAAAUGUAAACAGGCAGCACAAAUUGUUCUGAUUUCUCUGUUUGAACUGAACACUCCAGAGUUUACAAUGUUACUUGGUGCCUUGCCAAAAACAUUCCAGGAUGGUGCCACCAAACUCCUACACAACCACCUGAAGAAUUCCAGUAACACAAGUGUGGGCUCUCCAAGCAAUACCAUUGGUCGAACUCCUUCAAGACACACCAGUAGCAGGACCAGUCCCUUGACUUCACCUACCAAUUGUUCCCAUGGUGGUCUGUCGCCAAGUCGGUUCUGGGGUUGGAGUGCCGAUGGGCUGUCGAAGCACCCACCUCCCCUUUCUCAGCCUAACUCCAUCCCCACAGCUCCUUCCCACAAGACUUUCAGGCGCUCUUACUCUCCCAGCAUGCUCGACUAUGACACAGAGAAUUUGAACUCAGAUGAGAUCUACAGUUCUCUGCGGGGAGUAACAGAAGCCAUAGAAAAGUUUAGUUUCCGGAGCCAGGAGGAUCUGAAUGAGCCUAUUAAGCGGGAUGGCAAAAAAGACUGUGAUAUUGUUUCACGAGAUGGUGGGAUAGCUUCGCCUGCCACUGAUCUGCGAGGAGGAAGUGAUGUGGUAGAAGGAGGAAGGACAGCUCUUGAUAACAAAACCUCACUCCUCAACACCCAGCCUCCACGAGCCUUCACAGGGCCCCGAGCUCGAGAUUACAGUCCCUAUCCUUACUCGGAUACAAUCAACACCUAUGACAAGACAGCUCUGAAAGAAGCUGUAUUUGAUGAUGACAUGGAUCAACUUCGUGAUGUACCCAUUGACCAUUCUGAUUUGGUAGCUGAUCUCCUGAAAGAAUUAUCAAAUCACAAUGAGCGGGUGGAAGAAAGGAAAGGAGCCUUAUUAGAAUUACUCAAGAUCACUCGAGAGGAUAACCUAGGAGUUUGGGAAGAACACUUCAAAACAAUUUUGCUCUUGCUGCUGGAAACACUUGGAGAUAAAGAUCAUUCGAUACGGGCAUUGGCAUUGCGAGUGUUACGGGAAAUUCUGAGAAACCAACCAGCAAGAUUUAAAAACUAUGCUGAACUGACAAUCAUGAAAACACUGGAGGCACAUAAAGAUUCCCACAAAGAGGUUGUGAGAGCUGCAGAGGAAGCUGCUUCAACAUUGGCCAGUUCUAUACACCCUGAGCAGUGUAUCAAAGUGCUUUGCCCAAUCAUCCAGACUGCUGACUACCCCAUCAAUCUAGCUGCCAUUAAGAUGCAGACCAAAGUUAUCGAGAGGAUUUCCAAGGAGUCCUUGCACCAGCUUCUCCCUGACAUCAUCCCAGGCUUGCUACAGGGCUAUGACAACACUGAAAGUAGUGUUCGUAAGGCCAGUGUGUUUUGCUUAGUGGCAAUUUAUUCCGUAAUUGGAGAAGAACUGAAGCCUCACCUUGCACAGCUCACAGGGAGCAAGAUGAAGCUAUUAAAUUUGUAUAUAAAGAGGGCCCAAACCACCAACAGCAACAGCAGUUCAUCUUCAGAUGUUUCGACGCACAGUUAAUGGAAAUAUCUGGACCUGUUUGUGUAGACUUAGAAGCAGUCAGUGGUGCCUCUCUGAGAUCUUUCUUCUCCCAUUUUCUUCAUUGGCACGCCCAAUCAGUACAAGGAGGCCACACAGAUAUUUAUUGCAAUCAGUAUUUUGGUCCUUUCAAGCUUUUGUGUAGAAUCUUUUUGGUAUUGAAUGUAAAGGAAGCAAGGCCUGGGUUGCAGUCUUCAUACAAAAAAAAGAAAAGAAAAAAGAAAAAAAAACAGCCAUAACAUGUUUGUGCAGCCUGCUGAAAUCUUUAAAAGGGGGUUUAGGUCACAGUGUUAUAAAAAUGAGCCCCUCUAGCAGUUUGUUGGUUUUAACUAAAGUGAUUAAUUUGUUUUAAGUUAAGUUGAUACAGAUUUGGGGUUUUAGGAUCGUGUCAGUUUCCUCAUAAUAUUUUGUUUCAUUAUGGGUGUGACCCUUGCUGGAUUCUUCGCCUUUCACAGAGGAAACAAUGAAAGUGGUAUGUGUAUUUAAGUUGUUGUUUGAAACCUACCGAAAUGUGAAUUAUGUCUUAGAAAACAUUUAAAAUGAAAAAUAGCCUUUUACCAUGUUCCUACUAAAUGCCCCCAAAGGUUUUCAUUUUCAGUGUUUGAGUUGUAUGUAAAGUGCCCUAGCUUUUUAGUAUAGAUUCUGAAAACUGAUGACCCUUUAGUAUUGACUUUUGAUUGAGGCUCACUUCCUUUAAUAACGUGAUAUCUGUUCCAGGGUUUAAAACUUCUUGACAGCUAAUUUAAAGUUCAGUUGAAUCUGAUCAUUUAGUGAGAUUCCACUUACCAGGACUGUAGGAGAGAUCUUGCUCUAGGGAUCUUUUUGGAAACAUAAUUUAAAUACCACCCAUGGGAUAAAUCUAGAGACCUUAAGUUUAGGGCUGUAUUCCAAGAAUUACAAUUAUUGUCCUCUAGUGGCCCAUUGAUAUUUGAUAGUUUAUUCUUGGUUUUAGUUUAACCCUGAAGUUUCAAGGUAAAAAUUUUCUCAAUUCAUUGAGUAAUGACAGAUAUGGAGUUCCAGAAUUUGAUUUUUUUUUAGGUAUGAUCAGAGACUAUAGGGGUAGACCCAAUAGAUCAUGACUCAAGAGUCAUUUCUCAUUCUAUAAACCAAAAUUAUUCGUUGCCAGUUUGUUGAAAUAAAAUCUCAGUUCACUGACAAAGAAAAUUUCGUGUCUGUUACAGUAGGCAGUAGUGAGAAGAGGGAAUCCUAAAAUUUGACUCCAAGUAAAUGGUGAAUAAAUUAAUCUUACAGGAUAUAAAACUUCAUAGCUCUCCCUGUUAGUCCUCUCCACAGCUUACCUGACAGGCGUAGAAUUCAGAGCCAUAGAAUGAAAGGUAGGAGGAAAAUACAUAACUUUUUUCCUUAUUUCUAAAAUUAUUUUAGAUAUUUUAUAAAAACAUAUAGUAUGCACUGAGAAUGAAUGCACUGUAAUGUCCAUAAACUAAUGUAGCAAGUGUUCUUACACUACAGGAUGGACUUUUAAGGUGUAAUUUAAAUAUGUAGGAAAUACAUAGCUGCUCCUGUUAGAAUUCAGUGGUGGGAAAUAUUCCUCCUGAUACAUCAACACUUGUCAUUUGGUUGGAAUACGAAUUUAUUUUAGGAAAGAGCACAAGAGGAAAACCAUAAUUUUCUCAGAAAGAUUUUUGCAAUCAUAUUUAAACUUUAAAAUGUUAAUUCUUAUCCUUUGGCAAUAUCUGUCCACUCUAAAGCAUGUUUAGUGAAAAUAAGUGAUGAUGGCUGUCUUAAAUGAGUUAAAUUUUAUCUUAUGUCUAAAAAAAUUUCAGUGGCAGACAAGUGUGAUUGAAUGUAGUUGGCAUAUUUGGGGCUGCAAAAUAUAGGACCAGGCCUUACUUUCUUGAUCAGAUAAUAUUUUGUUUGUUGACAGAUAUUCAUUGAUGUGGUUUUUCUUUCACUACACAAGUCAGUCAAAAAUUCUUUAUUCUCUGCUGUAGAAAUGUGUUGCACCAUAGAAGAAACAUUCUGGUUAGAUUAUUUAUCAGUUCAUUUAAAUAUAAUGUAUAUAGUAAGUUUCCCUCUCCCUCCCUUCCCUUAUUCCCCUAAAGAGUCCUACAUCCCCUAUGUCAUUUAGUUGGGAAGUAUCUUGAAUGUUGCCCAGUUUCCUUGUAGUACUCAAAGGGCUAGCCAUGAACACCACUUGCAUAACCUUCAGUCUCUUAACUUACCAAAAGAGAGAGAAUAUACAAUCACUUGUCAGCAUACAUCAAAGUCUCUUGGCUUACAGAUCUGGAAACUCUGAUAUACAUCAAGGAGAGCAAAUCUGCAUGCAGUCUAUCACAUCAUUCUGAAGGUGAGAGCAGAGCCUGGCUGCCCCAGCCAAAUCUCAGCAACUGUACCUGCCUUUCCUUGCCUCUCCUGUCCUUUGGGGCUCUUGCUAAUUACAAAAAAAAAAAAAAAGAAAGAAAGAAAGAAAGAAAGAACAAAAAAAAGAAAGGAAAGGAAUUCAACAGAAACUUUGCCUCCCCAGCUUACCAACUCUGAAUUUUCAGUGCCCUGAAAAAGCCCAUCACCCUCUGGACCUCGGGGUUGCUAUCCAUUGUGCUAUUGACAUCACCACUAAGCUAGGGCAUGGGCAAAUCACUUGAUCCAUACUCCCCCCACCCCAGGUUUUAAGUACUGUAGUUCUCAUGUAGUACAGAAGUAUUGAGGCAUGUGGCUUUCUCAAAGUACACCAUGUGUGCUUGGCUGGACGAUAAAUGACAACAAUACAAGACUGUCUUUUCUAUUGCUUAUUAUUAGCUUCUCGAUAACCUGUAUAAGUAAUGCAACUUGCAUCUUUGUCAUAUAAAACUUCUUUUCCUUUCCCCAAUACCCUUUAUUUAUCAAGCAUAAUAUUACAUAUUAAAGGACAGCAAAAAGAACGUUGUAGAAUUACAGCUGGACUUUGCUAACAAUAAUGUUUGGAAAUAAAAAGGAAAAGCUAUGAAAAAUGUCAGCCAGCAGAAUGGUUUUGUUUCCAGUGUGUUCGCACGCAUGGUUCCCCACACAAACAUACACACAGGCACAAAGACAUACAUACACACACACACACACACACACACACACACACACACACACACACACACACACAUUUUUUUUGUUUUUGUCAUGUUACAUCCAUAUGUGUAUUUAUAUCUUAAUAUUUGUUUCACUUUUAAGUGUAUCAUGGCAAAUGUACAGAUGUUUUUGUUAACAUUAACGUGAUAGGAUUUGCUAAAAAACAAAAGACAAAAAAACCCUUUUGAGUUUGCCCUAGAAUAAAUAAAGCUUACAUUUAAUUUCU